Pseudogymnoascus destructans is the source of this 711-nucleotide messenger RNA. RefSeq lists its product as uncharacterized. Lineage: Eukaryota; Fungi; Ascomycota; Leotiomycetes; Thelebolales; Thelebolaceae. The record is from RefSeq and is a predicted model, not a curated record. The transcript has 2 exons. Bases 1 to 711 code for a protein of 236 amino acids.
AUGAGCUUCUUCCGUAAGAAGUCGGGUUUGCCCGCAGCUGGACGUCCCAAACCAGCUAGUCAACCUGAAAGACAACAACUCAGUGCCCAGAACUUUCGGCAGGGUCUAGAGUUGCUGGAUGUCGAAUUUGAGAAGUCGGAACUUCUAAGUGCUCUGGCACCAGUCAGGAUUAUGUCUACCGGCGGCUUCCUCGCGAUAGCCUAUUUUAAGAACCGGGAGUCUACAGUCGAUCUAGACUACUGCCUAGACCCGGAGUUGUUUGAUAAUGAGGAUGUAAAGGAGGACAUCCGCAUCGCCGCUGAAGCUGUUGCAAGGCAACUCGCCUUCCCGUCCAGUUGGUUCAACGACGAGAUGACUAUAUUCGCGAGCCGUUCAAUCCGGCCGAAGCUAUUCCAAGAUUCCUUAGACCAGGGCGUCGUGAUAUGGCAGGGGAACCGGCUGAUAGUUUAUGCCGUGGAGUUUGAGUUUGCGCUGGAGAGAAAAAUCAGACGAUUGUCGUACGCUUCGACUGGACGAAGCUCUGAUAUUAGCGACGCGGUCGCUAUCCUCCAUUUUCUAGUGGGGCAGAAUGGUGACCGACCGCUAGACCGUGACCAUAUAAGGCAGCUGAACCGUAACGGGUUUGACGUGUUGCUUGAUGAAGGUACUUUAGAUGUGGUCGAGCAUAUAUAUUGGCAGACGUACAACAAAAGCGUCUUCGAUGAGAGGUAG